UUCAUAGAUGGUCUCACUCAUUGGUAUAAUUUUGGGAGUUAUUAUGGAUUUCUCCCAAAUCAUGCUUCACCUUGUAGUCUUUAGUAUUUCAUUCUCUCUCAUCUUCCUCAUAUAUAAACGAAAAUCGACUCCUGCCAAGUUGCCACCAGGUAAAAAAGGAUGGCCUAUCAUUGGGGAAACAUUGGAAUUUGCCGGGAUAGGGCAAAAGGGAACUCCAGAGAUGUUCAUUAAGGACAGAAUGAGAAAAUACUCUCUGGAUCUCUUCAAAACCUCAAUGUUUGGGGAGAACAUGGUUGUGUGUUGUGGUGCUUCAGGACACAAGUUUCUAUUCUCAAAUGAGAAAAAAUGUGUCGUCACUUGGUGGCCACAUUCCGUGGAUCAUGUUGCGCUUUCCCCUGAAUCCAUUGAAAACUUUGUCCCCGAAGAUUCUAUUAAAGUAAGGAGAGCCAUAGUUCAAUAUCUCAAGCCAGAAGCGCUUCAAUACUUCAUACCUAUCAUGGACUCCAUGACAAAGGAACACUUGGAGGCAGAUUGGUCUCCUAACAAACAAGUGAAGGUUUUUCCACUCACCAUGAAGUAUACAUUUUCUUUGGCUUGUAGGUUGUUUUUGAGUGUCACAGAUCCCAACCAUGUGGCAAGGCUUUCUGAUAUCUUUGCCCCUAUCAUAAAUGGUUUUCUGUGUGUGCCUGUAAAUAUCCCAGGCACAGCAUACAACCGUGCCAUAAAAGCAGGCCAUGUUAUUCGCCAGGAGUUUUUGCAAGUCAUCAAACAGAGGAAGAAGGAGCUAUCAGAGAAUACAGAGAAAGUUUCUCGUGACUUUUUAACUAACACGCUCCUCGCAUUAAAUGAGAACGGUAGAUUUAUCGAUGAUAUGUUGAUUGCUACCAACAUUAUGGCCUUAAUUAUUGGCGGCCAUGAAACCACUACUACUACUAUCACAUUCGUGAUGAAGUAUCUGGCAGAGUAUCCUCAUGUUUAUAGUGAGGUCUUCAAAGAGCAAAUGGAGAUUGCAAGAUCCAAAGGUCCGAAUGAUUUGUUGAAUUGGGAUGACAUUAAGAAGAUGAAGUACUCUUGGAAUGUGGCUUGUGAGACCCUGAGACUAACACCGCCUAUAGCAGGAACAUUUAGAAAGGCUAUAGAUGACUGCACUUACGCAGGCUUUACUAUUCCUAAAGGGUGGAAGAUAUUAUGGUCUCCAUAUUCCACACACAAAAACCCCGAAUACUUUCCAGAUCCUGGGAAAUUUGAUCCUUUAAGAUUUGAAGGGAAUGGCCCAGCACCUUAUACUUUUGUGCCAUUUGGAGGAGGACCACGGAUCUGCCCUGGGAGGGAGUACGCUCGAUUAAAAAUUCUAGUGUUUAUACAUAAUGUGGUGACAAGAUUCAAGUGGGAGAAAGUAAUUCCAGAUGAAAAGAUUAAUUACAAGCCAGCACCUAAUCCAGCUGAGGGUCUACCGGUUUACCUUAAGCCGCAUAAUCAUAAAUAUUAAAUUGCUUCAAACCUUUGGUGACACAAAUUUUAUAUGAGAAAAUGGUAAAAAUCUACUACCAAUUUUAUAAUAAAACUUUUAAAAAUAUGACAAUAAAUGUAA
Quercus lobata is the source of this 1591-nucleotide messenger RNA. Its product is annotated as beta-amyrin 28-monooxygenase-like. NCBI's taxonomy places the organism in Eukaryota, Viridiplantae, Streptophyta, Magnoliopsida, Fagales, Fagaceae. Gene Ontology annotation, biological process: sterol metabolic process. The transcript is spliced from 3 exons. The coding region runs from base 8 to 1489 and encodes 493 amino acids. Gene Ontology annotation, molecular function: heme binding; iron ion binding; oxidoreductase activity, acting on paired donors, with incorporation or reduction of molecular oxygen. The record is from RefSeq and is a predicted model, not a curated record.